Molecule: messenger RNA, 2799 nt
Organism: Microthlaspi erraticum
Lineage: Eukaryota; Viridiplantae; Streptophyta; Magnoliopsida; Brassicales; Brassicaceae
Source: the annotation of a GenBank genome assembly
AUGAAUGCCAAUCUGACUGCAGAACCCACGCGUGAAGAAAUCAGAGAAGCACUCUUCUCCAUCCACCCUGAUAAAGCCCCAGGCCCCGAUGGCUUCUCUGCAGGGUUUUUCCAAUCCCAUUGGUCAGUCAUUGGCCCAAAAAUAGUGGAAGAAAUAAAAGACAUCCUAAGGAGAGGACAGAUCCCACACUCUAUCAAUGACACGCAUGUAAGACUCAUCCCCAAAGUCCCAAACCCCAAGACAGUAGCGGAGUACAGACCCAUAGCGUUGUGUAAUGUCUACUACAAGAUUAUCUCCAAAAUCUUAACUAGAAGACUACAACCCAUCCUCCCUACAAUCAUCUCAGAGAAUCAAACAGCUUUCGUACCUGAUAGAGCCAUCUCUGACAAUAUUCUCAUCACCCAUGAAACACUACACUUCCUCAAAAACUCAGGAGCCACGAAGCAUUGCGCCAUGGCUGUCAAAACCGACAUGAGCAAAGCUUACGAGAGGCUGGAAUGGGGAUUUAUAGUAAUAGUGAUGGAGAGAAUGUGUUUUCAUGCCAAAUGGAUCAACUGGGUGAUGCAAUGCAUUUUCACGGUCUCAUAUGCUUACCUGGUUAAUGGUGCAGCACAAGGAAAAGUAACUCCUCAUAGAGGUAUCAGACAAGGCGACCCGUUGUCACCAUUCAUCUUCAUACUCUGUGGAGAAGUCCUAUCGGGCCUCUGUAAAAACGCAAAAAGCAAUGGAUCACUACCAGGCAUAAGCGUAUCCCGAGGUAGCCCUAAGAUAAACCACUUACUCUUUGCAGACGAUACAAUGUUCUUUAGCAAGACAAACCAGAAGAGUUGUGAGACACUUAACGCCAUCCUGCGAAAAUACGAAGAAGCAUCGGGUCAACAAAUCAAUCUCCUCAAGUCUUCAAUCACCUUCUCAAAGAAAACACCACCAGAGAUUAAAACAAGGGUCAAGAACUCACUCGGGAUAAACAAGGAAGGAGGCCAGGGCAAGUAUUUGGGACUUCCGGAGAGUUUUGAUCGUCGAAAGAAAGACCUCUUUACCUUGAUAGUCGACCGCAUAAAACAACGUUCGAUAAGCUAUUCCUCGAGACACUUGUCAAGUGCAGGCAAGCUAACCAUGAUCAAAUUCGUACUAUCCUCCAUCCCCAGCUACACAAUGUCCUGCUUCAAGCUACCCACAGGCCUGUGUAAGAGAAUCCAGUCAGCUAUUACGCGAUUCUGGUGGGACUCAAAACCAGGGAAGAAGAAAUUAUGUUGGUUAGCGUGGAGUAAACUAACCAGAGCAAAGAAGAAUGGAGGCUUGGGCUUCCGAGAGAUCCAGAGCUUCAAUGAUGCACUCCUGGCAAAGAUCAGCUGGAGAAUCUUAAACAACCCAACCUGCCUCCUCAGCCAAGUCCUUAAAGGGAAGUACUGUAAGGAUCACACCUUCAUAAACGUGCAAAUCAAGUCCUCAACCUCUCAUGGAUGGCGUGGAAUCCUGAUAGGCAGAGACUUGAUCAAACACAAACUCGGACGAGCCAUUGGAAAUGGACAGACCACCUCCCUCUGGAACGAUCCAUGGCUCUCGAUCAAACACCCAACCUACCCCAUCGGACCAACCCGCAAAGAAGACCUGGAAAUGACAGUGUCAAAUCUCUUAACAGGACAUCUCAACGAAUGGAACAUCACAAAGAUCAUGGAAACCUUACCAUUCCAUAUGGCGGAAAUACGAGCCUUAAGACCAAGCAGCAAAGGUGCCACAGACACCUACAUCUGGCUCCCAACUAAGACAGGCGACUACUCGGUGAAAACGGGGUAUCAUGUAGCCAUGGAGGUGAAUGAGAACCUCGACCUAUACCAAAACCACCAGGGCAUAAGCUGGAUGACAGAGAUCUGGAACGCAAGAAUAUCACCAAAAAUGAAGGUUUUUCUAUGGAAGAUAGUACAAGAAGUUUUACCUGUGGGAGACAACCUCCUUAACUGUGGAAUCCUCGAUAACGCUUGUUGUGUUCACUGUGGAGACUUAGAAACAACAGAGCACCUCUUCUUUCACUGUGGUUUCGCAAAAGAAGUCUGGAAUCAAGCUCCUUUCACAAAACCCAUCAACCCUCUCCAAAUCGAUAAUUUCACCACCACGCUCACUGAUUCGAAGACAUGGAUUUGCCUUCCACCGACGGGAAUCACAGCUGGACCACUCUUCUCUUGGAUCUGCUGGGCAAUUUGGAAAGCCAGAAACCACCUCCUCUUCGAGCAAAGAAAAUUCUCCUCUGCAGAAACAAUGAGUAAAGCAGUCUCAGAAGCUAGAGAUUGGCAACAAGCUCAGCGAAAAACCCAUCUGCUGAAACCCAGAUCAAAAACCCCAAGCCCAAAUCAAACCAACCCCAAUACAAUUACCUGCUUUACAGAUGGAGCCUGGAGCAAAGAACACGAAAUCGGAGGCCUGGGAUGGAUCUUCAUCGACGCUGAUGGAACGACACGGAACCACGGACAUGCAGCUGAACGCUUUGUCUCCUCUCCGAUCAUGACGGAAGCUCUAGCCAUCCGAUCCGCCCUCAAUCAAGCGCUUGAAAGCGAAAUCACCCACAUCCACAUCAAGACAGACGCUCAGGAAUUCGUCCGAGCUAUCAACAUGCAAGAGCAAAUCGCAGAGAUCUUCGGAAUUCUGUUCGAUAUUCAAACUCUCGUCUCAAUGUUUCUUUCUAUCUCUUUCAGCUACAUUCCCCGAUCUGAAAACGCUAUGGCGGAUUCGAUCGCAAAGAAUGCCAAAAGUCGACUUGUGACUUUAGUAUCAAACCAAACUCUCAUGUGUAACCCGGUUUAG